This is a messenger RNA of Dendrobium catenatum, 1571 nucleotides long. RefSeq lists its product as uncharacterized. The transcript has 6 exons. Bases 248 to 1327 code for a protein of 359 amino acids. NCBI's taxonomy places the organism in Eukaryota, Viridiplantae, Streptophyta, Magnoliopsida, Asparagales, Orchidaceae. The record is from RefSeq and is a predicted model, not a curated record.
AUCCGUGCGUGAACACUCAGUUGGGUGGAUAUGACACCGUAGUUCUAUGAUUGCGUUCCUAAAUUCUCUUCCUUAUUGUCGUAGUCAGCUAACCCUUUUUUCUUGAUUAUUCCAACUCAUUUCGCCUUUUGCCUCUCGAUAUCGUUGUUCGCUUCUGGGCUAACAAACGAUGCACGGAAGCUGUUCGCUCUAAGUUCGAAGAAGCAGAACGCUUUCAAAUGGUAAGGCUUUAGCGAACGACAAUAAAAUGAAGCAAAGCCUUGAUGCCCAUGUUUGUGAGAGACAAAGAUGGCUAGCAACUCCUUCAUCACUACAGGAACUUUUGAUGAAGAUCCCUCAUAGACUUCACAAUUGUUUGCAGUCAGGAUUGAAGAAACAUAAGCAGAAGCUUGAUAAUACAAAUUUUUUGGCUAUAGGAGAGAAGGAUUCGUGUAAGACAUGGAAGGUUGAUUUGGAGAGGCAGAUGCAAGCAUGGAGAGAAAACUCUUACUGGCUUGAUCAUCCUCCGGAACUUAAGGUUAGUGUACCGGAAGGCUCUCUUUGCAACUUAAAUGUCAAAUGCAAUGUUGGGUUGCCUCCAGAUGCAGUUUUUAACAUUGUCAUUGAUCCUGAAAACAAAAGAGUUUUUAAGAACAUCAAGGAAGUGAUAUCCAGAAGGGUUUUGGUUGACGAAGGUCCAAGGCAGGUGGUGGAGGUGGAGCAGGCAGUAAUUUGGAGAUUCCUCUGGUGGUCUGGAACUAUGUCCAUUCAAGUCUUGGUGGAUCAGAACCGGAUGGAUCAUACUAUCAAAUUCAAGCAAGGUAAAUCAGGAUUUAUGAAACGAUUUGAAGGCACUUGGAAAGUAGAGCCAUUGUUUCUUGAUAAGGAGCUCUGUUCUCCUUGUGAACCAAAAUCUUGGCUUGAAUAUGACACCUGCAGUGGAGGCAAAGGGAGAGUUGGAUCUAUAGUCAGCUUGGACCAGCUGAUCCAACCAGCACUUGUUCCACCACCUCCCAUAUCAUGGUAUUUGAGAGGAGUCACAGAACGAACAACAGAAAUGCUGAUAUAUGACCUUUUCGCGGAGGCUCGCAGAUUAAGGGGAGCGGCAGCCAUGAAUUCAACUCCAAAGCAUGGACUCGAAGCGGCUCAUGAUCAGCAAAGAGGAGUUGCAGUAAAUCGUUCUACUGAAAUCCAAGAAAGAUGGCGAAUGCAAAGAGUAGCUGCUGAAGCUGAUAAGAUAAUAGGAUUUGCAGUAAAUGGUUCUACUGACAUCAAAGAGAGAUGGCGACACAGAAGAAGUAAGCGUAAACAGAGUAGCUACAAAGCUUUAUUUGCUGAUGCUUGCUAGAAUUCUGAGAUUAGAAGAUCAAUGUUGGUAUCAAUCCUGAGAUUCUAUACGGGAUUAGCUUAGCUAUAUCAUCUAGACCUGUAAACUCUCAUUGGUUAUCCAAUUGUUUGUUAAGAUUGGUGCCAAAAAUCAUGGCUUCUCCUCGCUUCAGUUAUGAAUUGUAAUGAUAGUGUUCUAAAGAAAUAAAUGUAUAAUUAUAUUAACUAGUUUUUUUUUUAAUCUCCCAUAUAUUUAUUCUGUUGCA